Drosophila suzukii is the source of this 738-nucleotide messenger RNA. NCBI's taxonomy places the organism in Eukaryota, Metazoa, Arthropoda, Insecta, Diptera, Drosophilidae. The record is from RefSeq and is a predicted model, not a curated record.
ACAACAACAACCACAACUGAAAAGCCAACCACCACAACAACAACCACAACUAAAAAGCCAACAACAACAACAACCACAACUGAAAAGACAACCACCACAAAAACAACAAAGCCAACCACCACACCAACGACAACAACUAAAAAACCAACCACCGCAACAACAACAACAACUAAAAAGCCAACCACCACACCAACGACAACAACUAAAAAGCCAACCACCACAACAACAACGACUACAACAACAACCACUGCACCGCCCCCAACAACUACAACUACAACAACAACAUCAACAACAACAACAACCACAACCUCAACAACAACAACGACUACACCUCCCCCAACAACCACAACUACUACACCUCCUCCAACAACCACAACCACUACACCUCCUCCAACAACCACAACAACUACUACACCUCGCUCAACAACAACAACGACCGAGAAGACAACGACCAAGAAGACAACCACUACACCUCGCCCAACAUUAUCAACGACCAGGAAGACAACCACAAAGAAACCCAAGACGACCAAAACAACCACCCAGAAGCCCGGAUGUGGUUGCAAGCCAUGUGGUCCCGGUGGUCAACCGUGCGCCGGAUGCCCGAGUCGGGAGAACCUGUGCCAAGACUUGAUCAGCCUCCUGAAGAGUCUGGAGAAUAAAGUCAAGCAGUGUGUCUGCGGAGAACCUCAGUGGAUGUUGUAAGUCAAAGCGAUCGAGUCGAAGGACCACGUACUCACA